Molecule: messenger RNA, 2972 nt
Organism: Hemibagrus wyckioides
Lineage: Eukaryota; Metazoa; Chordata; Actinopteri; Siluriformes; Bagridae
Gene: gad3
Product: glutamate decarboxylase 3
Exons: 15
Coding region: 265-1875 (536 amino acids)
Biological process (GO): carboxylic acid metabolic process
Cellular component (GO): cytoplasm
Molecular function (GO): carboxy-lyase activity; pyridoxal phosphate binding
Source: RefSeq, a predicted model, not a curated record
GCGUGCGAGCGCUGAAGAGGACAAGAACUUUGUUUGAGUUGGUCCUUCAGCAAGGACACUGGUUACGUGAAAAAGAAAACAAAACGCAAGCUAGGUUUGGAAAUGACAGGAAGUGACACGUUCUAGGGAGCGAAAGAGUGGAAGUUCUGCGAGUGAGCAAUGCCAGCAGUGAAGUCUAAAAGCAGAGCUUUUUACGGAAUAAUGAAUUCUCUACACAGAACCUGAAGAACCCGGUGUGUGUGUGUGGAAUAAACCCAGAAUUCAAUGGAAAUCAGAGAGGAUAUGAGCGAACAGCUCCUGAGCUGGAGCAAGCAGGACGGAGAUCCCUUCAAAAACCAACAGCAGGCUGACGGAGGCUGCGGAGCCAACGACUUCAGCAGCGUCUACGGAAAAGAGCUCCUUCCUGCAGAGAAUGGCGAGGAACUGACCAAACACUUCCUGCAAGAGCUACUGAACAUCCUGCUGGCGUACAUCAGCAAGUCCAUGAACCGCAGCACCAAAGUGCUGGACUUCCACCAUCCGCACCAGUUAAAGGACGGACUGGAGGGCUUCAGUCUGGAGCUGCCUGAGCAACCAGACAACCUCGAGCAGCUGCUGGUGGACUGCAGGAACACGCUGAAAUAUGGAGUUAAAACAGGUCAUCCACGAUUCCUCAACCAGCUCUCAAGUGGACUGGACAUCAUAGGACUGGCAGGAGAAUGGCUCACGUCAACAGCAAACACAAACAUCUUCACCUUUGAGGUUGCUCCAGUGUUUAUCCUUAUGGAGGAAGUCCUUCUGAAGAAAAUGCACUCCAUCAUCGGCUGGUCUGAAGAGGAAGGAGAUGGAAUCUUCUGCCCGGGUGGUACGAUCUCGAACCUCUACAGCAUCCUGCUGGCCAGGUUUCACUACUUCCCCAAAGUCAAGACUGAAGGCAUGCAUGCGCUACCUCGCCUCGCCCUGUUUACGUCCUCACACAGCCAUUAUUCGAUCAAGAAGUCCGCGGCGGUUCUCGGGAUCGGCACUGAAAACGUCAUCGCUGUGAAGUGUGACGAAAGGGGCAAAAUGAUCCCAGCAGAACUGGAAUCCAGCAUCACGGCAGCAAAGGCUAAGGGUCUGGUACCGUUGUACGUAAACGCCACAGCAGGAACCACAGUCUACGGAGCCUUCGAUCCGUUCACGGACAUCGCGAACAUCUGUGAAAAACGCGGCCUGUGGAUGCAUGUCGAUGCAGCUUGGGGAGGAGGAUUACUGCUGUCCAAGAAACACAAGAUCAAACUGCAGGGCAUUGAGAAGGCUUCUUCCAUCACCUGGAAUCCUCACAAGAUGAUGGGCGCGCCACUGCAGUGUUCCGCCAUCCUGGUGCGACAGAAGGGUCUACUGGAGGAGUGCAACAAGCAGUGUGCCGAGUAUCUCUUCCAGACUGACAAGCAGUACGAUAUGUCUUACGACACCGGAGACAAGACCAUCCAGUGUGGGAGACACGUCGACGUCUUUAAGCUCUGGCUCAUGUGGAAGGCUAAGGGAUCAGAAGGUUUCGAACUGCAGAUCAACCACUGCCUGGAGAACGCUGAGUAUCUUUACUACAAGCUGAAGAGCAGGACAGAUUUCCAACUGGUUUUCCCAAGCAAACCUGAACAUAGUAACGUCUGCUUCUGGUACUUGCCGAGCCGAGUGAGGAACAUGACCCCAGGUCCUGAUCGAGACAGAGAACUACAUUCGAUCACCCCAAAGAUCAAAGCCAAGCUGAUGGAAAAGGGCGUGGCCAUGAUCGGCUACCAGCCUCUUGAAGAUAAGCCUAACUUCUUCCGCUGCGUCUUCUCCAACCCGGCCACGCAGAAGCAGGACGUGGACUUCCUCCUGGAUGAGAUCGCCUGCCUCGGAGCUGAGCUUUAAGCGGACCUGAGGCUCGCUAGACAGUUUAUGGCCUAUGGAACAUUAUUCUCAGUGUAGAUUAGAAUUUAAAAGUUUUUAUUUGUAGCAAACAAAUUUGCACGACUUGUAAAAGUUUUAUGCUGUUUAUUUCCUGGGAAUGCUAGCCUAUUCAGUCUGAGAGAGUGUAACAUAAUUAAGAACACAGUGUGGAUAUGAAUAUAUCUUUUUUAUUAGUAUGCAUCAAUUUCUGCUCCUAAAAUGUGAUCUGAAUUCAACUGCUGCAAUUCAUUAGCUACCUGAUAUUAACUAGCUAACGAUAUUAGACACUUUAAGGCACAUAGCCACUUUAAGGCAAGCCUGGAAUGCUAGAGCAGAUAUUAUAAUAAUCUAGGGGAUGUAGCAUGACAUACAGCUACACUUAGCAUUGCAUGUGUGUCACUUUAAACCCUGAGAAAUACCUCAGAGCGACGCUUUAGUUUACUGAGAAACUCGUACAGCUUUAAGGCCCCUAUGUGCACUUUUCAGGAAGUAGCGCACUAUAGUAAGCAUCAUAGAUUACAUCUGCUAACUCCUUGUUAGCCGAUUAGUUAAUAGCGUAUGUUAGUGUGUAAGUUUCUUUGUGGGUUCUGUUACAGGAGGAAGAUAACCAUAAUGAGUUAAAUGCUAAACCUAGCGAUUAUCCUUUCAUAUCUUUCUCAUAUGGACUCGCAAAACUUCAGAGAAACCGUUCGUGUUUCCAGCUGGGUUUUCAGUGUGAUAGUUUAAGGGAUUGUGGUGUUCUUGAUAGUGGUCCUGAUAGUUUAUUUAUUAUUAUUAUUCUGGUGCUAGUCAUCUACUCAUGGGUUCCAGCUGUGUUUAGUAGUAACCAGAAAAUCUAAAAUGAUUUUUAAAAACUCAGCCUUUAUAAUUCUAUCUAUAAUAUAAUGUUAAAAAUGAAAUGUUCACCUGAAAUGUGAAUACUUGUGCUGAAAGUAAUGUAAGAAUGGUUUUGGUCUAUAAAAAUAUGUUGCAAAUAUAUAGCGCAAUUCAGCGGUGAACUUGAAAGAUAAAGAAGAAACAAAAUACUUUCUUAGGCUUAACAUUGUUUGGGGGGAAUAAUUUCAAAUCAUUUUGUGUUG